Messenger RNA from Cadophora gregata, 1797 nucleotides. RefSeq lists its product as uncharacterized. The transcript has a single exon. Bases 1 to 1797 code for a protein of 598 amino acids. The record is from RefSeq and is a predicted model, not a curated record. NCBI's taxonomy places the organism in Eukaryota, Fungi, Ascomycota, Leotiomycetes, Helotiales, Ploettnerulaceae.
AUGCCCAAAGUCAACUUCGUCUGGGCAGGACCGGCAAGAGACGUCUCAGUUCUCGGAAAUUUCAACAAAGAGAAACCCCUCAAACUCGAGUUCGGCUCCAAGAAAGGUGGACCGGCCGUCUUCCGAGGCGAAGUCCGCGUCGAGAGCCUCACGCAAAAGAUAUACUACAGAUUCGUUGUCGAUGGCAGGAGCACACUCAAUGAUGCCAUUGCCCAGGAGAAUUGGCCUGGUCAUGGAAUGAGGAAUGUCGCUACACCGAGGAACUCCAAAUCGUCUGUGCCGUAUCCGUACAGAAAGUUGGAUUUCGAUAAUUAUGAUUUCCGAGUCUUGGUAUUGAAACCUCGCGAGAUAUCGGAGAGUAGCAUUGAUACGAUUGAUUGUCGUCUGGAGCAUGACUCGUUGAUUAAUCCGAAGCCGUAUCUUGCGCUAUCGUAUUGCUGGGGUGAUGCUGCUGUCACAAAGGGACUCCAGAUGGGAGGAUAUUACUCUGAUAUCACAAGUAAUUUGGCACUGGCAUUGUUUGCUAUGAGGAGGCUGCGAUGUUCGAAUGCGCCGAUUCGUCUAUGGGUAGAUGCCCUGUGCAUUAAUCAAGCGGAUAACGAGGAAAGAAGCAAUCAGGUUCGGAAUAUGCGUCAGAUAUACGCUAAAUCCUCAGAAGUCAUCUCAUGGGUUGGAAGCGGAUCUCUCUACGGGUAUACAUCGGAGGCUGUGGAGUACCUCAUCAAGAAGCAAAGUCUCAUCAACCGAAUGGACGAUGGGUCUUCUUCUUUUCGAGACGCCCAGAUGCUACUCGACGACUUUUCCUCAUUCAGUUAUGCCACAAAGGAGGAUUGGAAGGAAAACCAACUAUAUAUCAUGGAUGCGUUCUUCAAUCAACCGUACUGGAAGAGAGUAUGGAUUAUCCAGGAAGUGACAGUAGCGCCACGAGCUACUAUUGUGUGGGGAAAAGCAGAGAUCCCAUGGGAGAUCGUGGCAAGGGCACUGUCGGCCUGGAAACUCAUGGAGAUCAGCACUGGUCCAAGGCAGUCGCGAGGAUUUACGAACGCGCUUCAUUUAUUGGAAUUUCACAACCACGAUAACGUCAAGCCUCAACCAAUCAGUCUACUCGAUGCAAUCAGUUGGAGUCACCAGACACUGUCAACUGAGCCCCGAGAUAGGAUCUUUGCAUUAUUAGGGCUGUGUCAUGAUGGCGCGAGGUUCGUCCCUGUACCGAAUUACAAGCAAUCGCUUGAGGCUAUUGUGAUAGACAUGGUACUGUCGAUGAUGCGGUACACCAAAUCCCUGGAUUUGAUUUGUUUGAAAGGGAUUGGGGUACGAAACUCGGAAAAUAUGAAGUUGCCAACCUGGGUACCCAAUCUUGUCGACCUCUGGUCCGGAUCUCUCACAAUCCAAGAAAAGAACUUCUUCGAAUGGAGGUCAGUAAACAGCUUUGUGUCUGUGCUCGACGGUUCCAAUACCACGACUCUCAAAGUGAAAGGCAAAUUCCUCGGCAAAAUCAUAGGUCUCAGCACAGGCAUAAGCACAGAUGGAGUCGUUUGUCUCCCAACACAGCGGCGACGGCCUUGGAUCCAUGCCACUGCGAACCUAAUUCGGACGAAUCCAAAACUAUGGGGUGCAUCAGACAUAGACCGUGACGUGCGAGACGCCAUAUACAGAACGCUAACGAUGUGUCUCCUCCCCGACAGUAUCUCGUACGAAUGCGCACGACUGCUUCGCCUCACUCUGGACGCCUUUGGGUCGAGGAGCAAUCCACAGCAUCGCGUUGAUAAACUGGAUCGAUUCGAAUGCAGAGUUUAA